This is a messenger RNA of Phytophthora sojae, 384 nucleotides long. RefSeq lists its product as hypothetical. The record is from RefSeq and is a predicted model, not a curated record. The transcript has 2 exons. Lineage: Eukaryota; Oomycota; Peronosporomycetes; Peronosporales; Peronosporaceae. The annotation marks the transcript as partial.
GAAGGCAACGACUGUCUUGUUCUGAAGGCGUCAGAUGAUGUUGUAUGCGGUGUGGCGCUGAUCAAUCAGGCGCAGAAGCUGCAUUACCAGCGUUGGGGCGAGUGCCUCCUCUUAGAUUGGACGCACCGCACCAAUCACCUCGGCUGGCAUUUAGGUGAGCUGAUGGUAACGGGAGGACAUGGCAAAGGGCUUUCCGUGUGUGAGAUGAUCGUGGCCGACCAAAAAAAGGAGACGAUGCGCCAGUGCGUGCAAUUUUUCAAGGACCACGUUGGUGCAAAUAUUACGGAGACAUUCGUUAUUGACAAAGACUUCCAAGAAUGGGAUGUACUCGAGGAAAUAUAUCCUGAGGCUAAGGUACUGUUGUGUCAAUUUCACGCGUUGACC